UCUCCCCCCUUUCCACCCUCGCCUUUCCCCUUCUCUUUACUCGAAGCCGCCACAAAGCGCGAGCCGGAGGUCGCGAGAGGGGGCUCCGGGGGACGCGGAGGAGGAGGAGGAGGAGGAGAAGGGAAGAGGAGGAGAAGAAGCAGGAGGGAAGGAGGACAGCGUACCUUCUUCGAGGAAGCGCAGCAGCGGCAGACACCUUGCGCGCCUGGUCCUGCCUCCCGCCUUCCUUCCCUCCCUCCCCGCCUCCUUUCGGUGCCCAUCUGUCUGGCAAAAAGGCAAAAAAGGGAGCAACACGUUGUUGCCUUCUUUCUCUCGCCCCUCAAGUUGCUGCGGGGAGUGACAAUACAACUUCGACGGCCCUCCCUUGAGGGAGAAACACAACAGGAGUGGCUCGUCAUUCCGUUCUUUCAGGCUGUGUUUGUGAAGAGAACUAAUAAUAAAAAGGACAGUUUUUUGCGCGCUUUGCCUCGACCGUUUCUCUCGAUGGCCACCGGCUGAGGGAGGGAUGCUGGCCAGGAUGUCAAGCGGGCCACCCCAUGGCCAACGGGGGCGAGUGUGGGAUCCUCCAGCCCCGCCGGUGCCUCUCGUUUCCUUCCUGGAUCUAACUUCCCAAGCUCUUCUCCCGAGAGCCUGCCUUGCCUUCGGGACCCGAGGGGAACCUGUAUCCCUUCAUCGGAUAUCCAGGCCCUUCGUUGCCUUGCUGUCAACAUGAGAUUGGAUUUGGUUUUGCUCCCCUUCAGGACUCCUGGAAGCCUGGAUGUGACUGGAAGCUCCAACCUCUUCUGGAAAUAAAAGACAUUAUUUAUUCAUCACCCAAGUCGCCUUUCUCUUUGCCUCCAGCCUUGGGGGACAUGUUUGUACCGGGCAACCUCGUCUGCUGCAAAUAAAAGGGCAUCAUCACAGAGCCAUGGCUGAUACAGAAUGAGAACCUCAAGCUGAUACCAAAUGAGAGACUCCUUCCUGGGCACACAGAAGACCUGGCGACUUGGAAGGUGCUUCUUGGCAGGGGGUUGGACUGGAUGACCCAUGAGGUCUCUUCCAACUCUAUGGUACUAUGAUUCUGUGACCAGACUGCGCUCUGGCACCACAAGAUACAGAGCAAGCCUUGAGAGAUGGUGCCACAAAGUGGAGUGCACGACAUGCGAGUGUGGAGAAGAGCAAACCACGGACCACCUAUUCCAAUGCAGCCUGAGCCCUGCCACAUGCACAAUGGAGGAUCUUCUUAUCGCAACACUGGAGGUGCUCAAAGUGGCCAUUUACUUGUCAAAGGACAUUUAGUAUAAUGUCAAGUUUUUAACUUUGUGUUUUUUGAAUACAAGUGUACCCUUGGUUUGCUUCUGACACAAUAAGUAAAUAAAUCACAGAGCUGUACUCUGAAACAUGCAUCCCAUCAAGGCACUCUUUGGCUUGGCAUGGCUUCUAGGCAGCCUUUCUGCCCCGGCAGCUCUGCCCCAGACACCUUUCAGAGGAGGUGACCCUCCUGUUGGCAGAAAGGGCAAGGAGUGUGGAGUAUGGUGCCGGGCCUCCCUGCUGCCCCUGCAGAAAGAAGCAAAUGGGCAAGAAGUUGUCUGGGCCGUGGGAAGCAUGGCUCAAACUUCUGUUCAGAGCGAGCAAUCCAAGGACACUGUAGCUCCAACUCCACAGCACUGGGCUCCAUCUGAGGAUUAUGACAAUACCAAGGAUUGGAGUAUCAAUGGAGAAGCUAUACCACAAUCUGUUGUCCCUUUGGGAAAACAUGUCCAGAGUCUUUUCAACAAAGACACUUUUAUAGCCUUGGAGGCUGACAGAGACUUUGAUCUCCUGCAGGAGACGGAAAGUAGGUGGCAUAGUGUAGGGACUAGCCCGAAGAGACAUGCUAGACUUAAGCGAGGUGCCACUGAGCUCCAGGACCAAGGACGAGUAGGGAAAGCCAAGGUUUUCAAGAAUGUCCACCCCACGAGAAACGUUUAUAACUCCACAGACAACCAAAGAACUCAUGAGGUAGAGAGCGAUCUUCCUCAGGCACUGCCCUUAAAUGGCUCCACAGUUGGUGCUGUGGAGAAAGAUGCUGGUGCCCUACGCAAUGGGACAUUCCGACCAGGCCGGGUCAAGAAUCCUUUCUACCCCUUGACAGAGGAGUCAUAUGGUGCCUAUGCGGUCAUGUGCCUCUCAAUAGUGAUCUUUGGCAUUGGGAUCAUGGGCAAUAUGGCCGUGAUGUGCAUAGUGUGCCAUAACUACUACAUGAGGAGCAUCUCCAAUUCCCUGCUCGCCAACCUAGCCUUUUGGGAUUUCCUCAUCAUUUUCUUCUGCUUGCCACUGGUGAUCUUUCAAGAACUCACCAAAAAGUGGCUGCUGGAUGAUUUUUCUUGCAAAAUUGUACCAUACAUUGAGGUAGCAUCACUUGGAGUGACCACCUUUACACUGUGUGCCCUCUGCAUAGACCGCUUCCGUGCUGCCACUAAUGUGCAGAUGUAUUACGAGAUGAUUGAAAACUGUGCAUCCACAACUGCCAAGCUGGCUGUUAUAUGGGUUGGAGCUCUACUGUUGGCACUGCCUGAGGUGGUUUUACGCCAAUUGGCAAAAGAAGAUUCUGACAUCAGUGGGAACCCUCCUGUAGAACGGUGUGUGGUAAAGAUCUCUCCACAUCUACCAGACACAAUCUAUGUCUUGGCCCUUACCUAUGAUGGUGCAAGGCUCUGGUGGUACUUUGGCUGUUACUUUUGCUUGCCUACCCUUUUUACCAUUACUUGCUCUUUGGUGACUGCAAGGAAAAUCCGAAAAGUGGAGAAAGCUUGUACAAGAGGAAACAAGCGACAAAUCCAGCUAGAGAGCCAGAUGAACUGUACUGUGGUGGCUUUGACCAUUUUAUAUGGCUUUUGCAUCAUUCCUGAAAACAUUUGCAAUAUUGUCACUGCCUACAUGUCCACAGGGGUGUCGCAGCAGACUAUGGAUCUCCUGCACCUCAUCAGUCAGUUUCUGUUAUUCUUCAAAUCAUGUGUGACUCCAGUUCUCCUUUUCUGUCUUUGUAAACCAUUCAGUCGGGCCUUUUUGGAGUGUUGCUGUUGCUGCUGUGAUGAAUGCAUUCAGAAGUCUUCGACAGUAACAAGUGAUGACAAUGACAAUGAGUACACUACAGAGCUUGAACUCUCCCCUUUCAGUACUAUACGUCGGGAAAUGUCCACCUUUGCCUCCGUUGGGACACACUGUUAAUUUAGGGUUUAUACCCCUCCCGCCCCGGUUGACUUCAGUUGCAUUCUGGAUUUUGGUAUUUAAUCUUAUUUCCAUUUUUUAUUGAAAAAUGAAAAUCAGCCAAAAUCCUGUAAGAUUUACUGUAAACUGGUGUGCAUAUUAACAUAUCCACUUUUGAGAAAGAAUUUUUAGUGACUGAAAAAAAUACAUUUUCAGCAUAGUUUUAAAUAAGUAUAUUUCUGGUGCUAGCAUUUUAUGUAUUAAGCAAAGACGGAAGUUGUCUCUGCUUCUUCUAUUAUUAAAUUAAUUUAGGAUGGAUUUUUGUGUGAAAGUUUUAAAAUAAUUGUUGCACAUAGCUUACAUUGGUAAUGAUCCAGCUUUCAGUAAACAUAGUCCCUAAAUGCAGCUAUCUGAAAGUAAGCUCCAUUGAACGUGGAGUUAUGGGAGUCGUAUAAUGGUUGUUCUGAACUGAAGUUUGUUCUUUUGAUGGGGUACUCAACAAAUACUAAUGACUCAUUGAUUUCAGUGAAAGAUAGGAAAGUACAUGCUUAAAUCUCCUGUUAAAAUCAAUGGGACUAUAAAUUGUUUAAUGUAGGCUGAAUCAUUCUCAGUAUUUUCUCCUUCCCUCCCUCAAAUAAUUUAUGAAAAUGUGUGAUUCAAAUAAUUUGAAGAGAGAUUUAAGUCCACUUUAAGUAAAUUAAAGUGGAAUUAUUUAGGGCUUUACAAUAAAUAACUAAUAAAUAAAUUAAUAAAUAGCAUAAAUUAAAUGGGUUUUUAUUAUUGGGCCUGCAUUUUUGAAAAGCCUAUCAGCAGUUGCAUCAAGAAAUAUGAGAACAUUUCUAUAACAAGGAAAACAGUUAUUUCUCCCCUUUACACGGUCCAAUUACAAAAUGAUUAAUUACAAAAAAAAUAUAUCCUUGGACCUAUAGCUUUGUAAUGAGUUGUUGCAGAAUUAAAAGCAUUAUGUUCCGUCGGUGCACUUCAUAUGCAUAAGGCCAUCAGGUUGAUGUCUCCUCCCCAAAUGACAUACAAGAGAGAACAAUUUGAGCACAAAUAUACAGUAAGCUAUGUAUUUGUAUGGCUGCCUGAUUGAUUUUAAGCAUGAAAUGCUGUGGGAUAGUGAGGAGGAAGAUAGUAGCUGCACUGAAUUGGAAAUUAGAGCAUAUCUGCACAGUAAGUUUCAAUCUAGUAUACCUAAAAAUAAAAAAUAAAAUUCCAUGAUUUUGUAGUGUAAAACAUACAGUCAGAAUAUUUGAUAUUUCUCUUAAUAGAUACUUCCUUUUUAACCUGUAGAUAUAAGAUAAGUUAUUGCGUUCUGUUUGAUCCAGUGGGAUCCGUUCACACCAAGGUGUAAUACCUGUGAUUCUGAUACUUUCUUUUUACAACGUGUUCUACACUAAGGGUUUGUUCUCGGUCUGUGUGUAAUACUCCUGCUGUAAGUGACAGUGCCAUUGUAGGGGGAGAGAUGUAAGAACGUGCCACAGAGUUUAGUGACAAUAAAAUCUGAAGGCUUAAAA
Messenger RNA from Anolis carolinensis (green anole), 4685 nucleotides. RefSeq names its product G protein-coupled receptor 37 (gene gpr37). The transcript is spliced from 2 exons. The record is from RefSeq and is a predicted model, not a curated record. Gene Ontology annotation, biological process: positive regulation of MAPK cascade; adenylate cyclase-inhibiting G protein-coupled receptor signaling pathway. Gene Ontology annotation, molecular function: prosaposin receptor activity; G protein-coupled peptide receptor activity. NCBI's taxonomy places the organism in Eukaryota, Metazoa, Chordata, Lepidosauria, Squamata, Anolidae. Gene Ontology annotation, cellular component: signaling receptor complex; plasma membrane. The coding region runs from base 1381 to 3189 and encodes 602 amino acids.